This is a messenger RNA of Sus scrofa (pig), 1981 nucleotides long. The record is from RefSeq and is a predicted model, not a curated record. NCBI's taxonomy places the organism in Eukaryota, Metazoa, Chordata, Mammalia, Artiodactyla, Suidae.
UUAGAGAGGUUGUGGUUCUGAUUGGUCAGUCCAAAGGAGGUGGAGCGAACUGAGCGGAAUAAGGAAUGGAAUGGCGAAAAGGAAAGUCAAUCAGACUCCGAGUCCCGCCUUCUGAGGUUGGCGAGUAACCUAGCAACGCAGGCACCUAAGUGGUAAUCACUUAGUAGAAAAACUGAAGCCCUUGGAGCAGUGUCAGAAGCGUUUUCCCCAAUCCUAGUUCCACCGGCUUUCUCUUGUUCAGCCAAAUGAGCUGUCAGGAACUGAUGGGCAUCAUCGUAAUCAAAGCAAACAAGUUUGCCCUUUAAAGCAAAAGAGGGCUGCCAGGGAUGAUAAAAGCAGGAGGCCCAGAGAGCCUACCGAAGUCUCCAUCUCUGAGGGCGUACAAAGGCGGAGAAAGCUGCUCAUAAAAUGGCUCUGGACAUCCUCGCUGUGGCCCCUCUCUACCAAGGCCCUGACAUAAACAAAAUCAGGCUGAUGGCAGAGACGACCAAGAAGUCCACCACCCCGCCCAAACCCUUGACCCCCUCUAGGACCAAACUCACCACCAUUGAGACCAAGAGGAUCAUGUCCGUUCUGGAUGAGACCAUUCACAAGGUGGAGUUGGUGACCCUGCUGUCAAACGUGGCAUCCAGUUCCCAGAGUCUGGAGGGGAUGCUGGGGGAGGAUAUCAUGAAGGCAGUGAGGGAACACGUGGACCUCUGCCAGACCCUCUUGGAUCACGUCAAUUACCUUCAGGAGGAAGAGCAGCGAUUGCAGGAGGAAGAAGGGUUCGAGGAUGAGCCAUGGUUCCGAGACCUUGUCUUCUCCAUAGAGCUCCAGAAAUCCCGCCUCCCUCCGCUUAGGCAACAGAUCAGAGAAUCCACCAAGAAUGUCUUGAGGCUCCUGCUCAGGAACCCCCAGGCGGCCAGUCUCUUGCAGGUGCAGUCCCUGGGCAGAAGUGAGGAAGCCCAGAGUUUUAUUGACAGUCUGGUAGAACUCCGAGGUUUCCUGUUUGAGAAGCUACUCACUAGUCCCAUGGAAGCCAGAGACAAGACUCAGUUCAUCCAGGACAUCACCAGACGGAAUCGGAGGAACCAAGAAAUCAUCGACACUCUGGAAAAUGAAUUGGCAGCCUGCAUGAGGAACAGGGAUGCAGAGGUGGAGAAGGAGAACUUUGUGGUCCAAGAACUGAAAAAUCACCUGCACCAGGUGCUCAAGUUCUCGGAGAAUAGCCUCCUCCGCACCAAGCAGGAGGCCGAGAAACAGCAGAAGGCGGACUUCCGGGCGUCGCAGGCCAGGGUGGCUAAGAUCCAGCAGGAGAUCCUGCUGCUGCGGUCACAGUUCCACAACCUGGUCAUGGAGAACCGGGAGGCAGAGCAGGCGCUGAGGAAGAAAAAAUAUAAAGUGGAAACAGAAAUUGAGAACUGGAUCCAGAAAUACGAUUUGGAGAUGAGUGAAAAGCAGGAUGAGUACGAGGAGCUGGACAUCAUCCACAAGGAGGAGAAGCUCCAGCUGGAGGAGCUGAAGCAACGGCACAGCGUGCUGGUGGAAGAGUUCUCCCAGAUCCAGGCUGAGAGGGAGAUCAAGGCCAAGGAGAGGCUGGAGGCCGAACAGGAGAUGGUGCGCAUGGUGCGGGCUGCCACGCUCAUCCAGGCCCUGUGGAAGGGCUACCUGGUCCGCUCCAUGCUCAGGUCCAAGAAGAAGAAGCGGAACAAGGGCAAAGUGAAGGACAAGGAGAAGGGCAAGGGCAAGGAGAAAGGCAAGGGCAAGGGCAAGGAGAAGGGCAAGGGCAAGGAGAAGGGUAAGGGCAAGAAGGGCAAGGGCAAGAAAUGAGUUGUCCCCCCACCCCCCACCGCCUUCCCUGGCAAGCCUGCCCAGACCCCCACACUCCCCAUGAUGUCACUUCUCCAGAGCUGGCCUGGAAACCCCUGGGAUGGGCAGUCCUGCGGUUCAUGGCUUUAAUGCUUUUCCACGAUUAAAAAUCACUUUAAACCACAACCUA